This is a messenger RNA of Phytophthora infestans T30-4, 2301 nucleotides long. RefSeq names its product cGMP-dependent protein kinase, putative. Gene Ontology annotation, biological process: peptidyl-serine phosphorylation; signal transduction. Gene Ontology annotation, molecular function: ATP binding; cGMP-dependent protein kinase activity; cAMP-dependent protein kinase activity. The record is from RefSeq and is a predicted model, not a curated record. The coding region runs from base 1 to 2301 and encodes 766 amino acids. NCBI's taxonomy places the organism in Eukaryota, Oomycota, Peronosporomycetes, Peronosporales, Peronosporaceae. Gene Ontology annotation, cellular component: cAMP-dependent protein kinase complex. The transcript is spliced from 2 exons.
AUGGGAGGUGGCGUGUCCAAGAGCGAGUAUGAACGCAUCCGCAAGGAAUUGAUAGUGAAGGACCAGGUCAUCCGCACGCUGCAGGAACGACUGGAAAAUGGCGGGCACGUUGGCCCAAUGCAUGCCUUACCUGGGAUAACUAAUACUGGGGACGAGUUGGUAACUCCAGAACGCACGACCAUGGUGGUGAAGCCGCGGAACAAGGACAAAGAUCGAGUGUCGGCAGCCGAACCAACAUCGGGACCGAAACUUGAAAAAGUUGGUAGCUUCAGCACUCGAUUCACAUUGCUUCAUGAGGCAAAGGAACUGCUGGGAGAAGGCAUUAACCAACCGGACGCCGAAGCUAAAAGCCGAUACAACUCGACUGACCGAGGUACACCGGACAGCCCUGAUGGUGGAGCGCAGCAUACUGGUACUUUAACUUCAAAGGGCAAGCUGCGGCGUGUCGAGGUGAGUGCUGAAGUCAUGCCUAGUCGCAAGAUCAUGUCGACAAAGGAGCGUGUAGUGUAUCCAAAAGGAGAGAGCUCCAGACAGCUUCUGCUCAAGAUAUUGCAGUCAAACGUCCUGUUCCAAGGGCAGUCACAUGGCGAAAUUCGUGACUGCUUGGACGCCUUCUUCCCGAUGCGAGUCGAACCCGGUCAUUUGGUCAUAAAGCAAGGAGCGCAAGGUGAUAAUUUUUAUGCGGUGGAGAGCGGACAGCUGGAGAUUCUUGUUUCAAUGGGUGGAUCUACACCGAUUCGGUAUGGCUUCCUGGGUCCAGGCCUUGGCUUUGGAGAGCUGGCACUGCUGUACAAUAUGCCACGAGCAGCUACGAUUCGUGCCGUGACUGAAGUGGAGCUAUGGGCUCUUGAGCGUAACACUUUUCGUGAAAUUCUAGCCUCGCACAAGCUCAAUCGUCUUACUCGAACGCUUGAGGUAUUGCAAAAAAUCGCCAUCCUAAGCAAACUCACGUCGUCCGAAAUGCAGCAAGUAGCCGCAGCGAUGGAGUGGGAAGAGUUUGAGGAGAACGAUGCGAUAGUGCGGCAGGGAGAGGUGGGUGAAAAGUUCUACAUUAUCAACAAGGGCGAGAUCAUAGUCACCCAAGUGGACGCUAAUGCUGAAGAGGAAAAUGUUAUUCGAAGGUUAAAAGCUGGUGACCAUUUCGGCGAGAUGGCGCUUUUUAAGGACGAAAUGAGAUCUGCCACCUGCACGGCAGUGACGAGAGUGCAGUGCGUUACACUGGAGCGUGCUCACUUCAUUGCAAUGCUAGGAACUCUCCAGGAGCUUAUGGACCGAGCGCCAGCCCACCUGGAGACACGAGAUCUCCCACAUAGACGAGCAUCAACUGAGGCGCUGGUGGAACCUGCUGACUACAAGUACUACAUGGAAAUUCCGCGAGAAGAAUUGGAAGUACUUCAGACACUUGGACGAGGUGCUUUUGGUCGCGUCCGACUUGUGCGCCACGCAGCUUCCAACCGCGCGUACGCUCUGAAAUGCUUGAUCAAGUCACAUAUCGUAGAGAACAAUCUGAAGGAGCACGUGCUGAACGAAAAGCGGGUAAUGCUUGCACUCGAUCACCCGUUUAUUCUGAAGCUCUACACAACCUUUAAAGAUCGAACGCACAUUUACUUCCUGGUAGAACUGGCGCUGGGUGGGGAGCUUUUCACAUAUCUACGUCGAAGGGACCACUUCGAGGAGCCCGUGGCUCGUUUCUACAUUGCUAGCGUCGUGCUUGUCUUUCAACAUAUGCACUCAAAGAGCAUCGUGUAUCGAGAUCUAAAGCCUGAAAACAUCCUUCUGGAUAACGAAGGUUAUAUGAAACUCGCAGAUUUUGGACUAGCCAAGCUUGUGAUGGACCGCACUUGGACGCUGUGCGGUACACCCGAUUACCUCGCACCCGAGAUUAUCUUAAACAAGGGCCAUGAUAAGGCAGUCGACUACUGGGCUUUGGGUAUCCUCAUCUUCGAGCUAAUGACGGGCUCUGCUCCAUUCUACGCCCAAGACCCGAUGCAGAUCUACGCUCUUAUUAUCCAGGGUAACGUCAAGUUCCCAGCCUAUAUGGGCCGAGCUAGUGUUGACCUCGUGCAAAAGUUGCUGUGUCAGAACCCAGCACGACGACUGGGAAACAUGAAGCACGGGAUCAAAGAUAUCAUCAACCACCGCUGGUUCUCAAGCUUCCAGUGGGACAGUCUGAAAACGAAGAGCAUGAAGCCCCCGAUCGUACCACAGGUCCGUGAUGAUUUUGACACAUCUAACUUCGAGGACUUUCGCCAUGAAGUUGAGGAUCCUGGUCACGAGUGUGAUUGGGAUCCUGACUUUUAG